UAACUUUUGUAUUCUCCCUUAUUACUAUUCCCAAUUUGAAUUCUUCUAUAGUUCUUCGCGAUAUUUAUUUUGGUAAAAGAUGGAACUUUGGAUCCAACAACGGCUCGAAAACUGUUUCUGCCGGUAUUAAAUUACGUCAGGGACAUUCCACUCCCGUCACCGGUUGUAUCAUUGAGGUGAGAGAAAAAUCAUCAACGGUCGACUUUAAUUAUUUUCUCAGCUGUGCUGAAUGCUCCAUUAAACCUGUCAUAUGAAAAUACCAAUUCCACCAGAACCCUUGCUACCAAUUAUUUAUGGAUGCCCUCUUUCUCUAAGUCUUCAACCUACUUAACUUCUUUUCACUCUAUCUGCAAUUAUUAACGUAGUGUCUUUGUCCACAACAUGUGUGCCACUUGGAGGUUUCCCAGCCAGAAACAAACAUUCUGAGUGUUCUGCAAAAAAUAAAUCUACAUUGUAUAUUUUCUCCACCUGUAAACAAAGUCCCAUGAGAUGGGUAAUCAUAAGACAAAAAAUUGAACCAUAAUAGAUUAUAUCCACAGACAUAAGUUUUGAGGAAUUCCUCCAGCGUUAAUAUGGAGGAUGGUAAUCACUCAGACACUUCUAACACAAAUGUUUCCGAUGAUACAGAUUCAGUUAAACAGACAUCCAAUGUGCGGAAACAAUUAUCUUGUGGUAAGAAAACUUUAUCUCAAAAAGAAAAGUCGUCAAAGGGAAAUAUUAAUUGUGAGAUAUGUGGAAAAUCUUUUGUGAAUUCCAGUAAUUUAACAAAACACAGACGAUUACACACGGGGGAAAAACCGUUUCAGUGUGAAAUUUGUGGAAAAUCAUUGAAUCAGAAAUAUCACCUUAUUGUCCACAAACGUAGUCACACUGGAGAAAAACCCUAUCACUGUGAUAUAUGUGGAAAAUCAUUUGUCGAUUAUACUUAUUUAACAAGUCACAAACGAAUUCACACGGGAGAAAGAUCUUUUGUGUGUCAGAUAUGUGGAAAGUCCUUUACGCAUAAUUCUCGCCUUGUUGCCCAUGUUCGAAGUCACACGGGAGAAAAACCUUUCCGCUGUGAAACGUGUGGAAAAUCCUUUGUCAGUAAUAGUUCUUUAAGAAGUCACAGCAGAAUCCAUACAGGGGAAAAACCGUAUCAGUGUGUUAUCUGUGGAAAAUCAUUUAUUAGUAAUAGCGCCUUAAAAAUCCACAGGAGAAUUCACACGGGGGAACGACCUUAUUGCUGUGAUAUAUGUGGAAAAUCUUUCGUCAAUAGCAGUUGUCUAACAAUUCACAAACGAAUUCACACGGGGGAAAAGCCUUAUCACUGUGAAAUCUGCGGAAAAUCCUUCAUUAAUAGCUCAAAACUUGUUAUCCACGUACAUAGCCACACCGGGGAAAAACCUCACCGCUGUGAAAUCUGCGGAAAAUCAUUUAUUAGGAAUUCCCGUCUUCUGCUUCACAAAAGAGUUCACACAGGUGAGAAGCCUUAUUUUUGUGAAACGUGCGGAAAAUCUUUUAUUAAUAAUUCACAUCUCAUUGGUCACAGAAGAAUACAUACAGGGGAAAAACCAUUCCCUUGUGAAAUAUGUGGAAAAUCUUUCUAUUCUGGGAGUAAUUUAAGAAGACAUAAUAUUAUACAUACUGAGAAAAAAGAAUUCCACUGUGAAAUUUGUGGAAAAUCUUAUUUUAAUAAUUGUGAUUUAAAAAGACACAAACGAAUUCACGAUGGUGAAAAAACGUUCCACUGCGAAAUUUGCGGAAAAUCUUUCUUCGAUAAUUGUAAUCUUAUUGUCCAUGUUCGUAGUCACACUGGAGAAAGGCCUUGUUCCUGUGAAAUUUGCGGUAAAUCUUUUAUUUGUAAAAGUCACUUGAAUAGCCACAAACGAACACACAGCAAAGGAAAAUCUUUGAAUUGCGAUUCGAAAGCCAAGUUAACUUUUGUAUUCUCCCUUAUUGUUAUUCCCAAUUUGAAUCCUGCUUUAUUUCUUCGCGAUAUUUAUUUUGGUAAAAGAUGGAACUUUGGAUCUCACAACGGCUUGGAAACUGUUUCUGCCGUAUCAGUUUUCAAGAAUUCCUCCAGCGUUGAUAUGGAGGAUGGUAAUCACUCAGAUGUUUCUAACACAAAUGUUUCCGAUGAUACAGAUUCAGUUAAACAGACAUCCAACGUGCAGAAACAAUUAUCUUGUGGUAAGAAAACUUUAUCUCAAAAAGAAAAGUCGUCAAAGGGAAAUAUUAAUUGUGAGAUAUGUGGAAAAUCUUUUGCGAAUUCCAGUAAUUUAACAAAACAUAAAAGGUUACACACUGGGGAAAAACCAUUUCAAUGUGAGAUUUGUGGAAAGUCAUUUAAUCAGAAAUACCAACUUAUUGUCCACAAACGUAGUCACACUGGAGAAAAACCCUAUCACUGUGAUAUAUGUGGAAAAUCUUUUGUUGAUUCCACUAAUUUAACAACUCACAAACGAAUUCACACGGGAGAAAGAUCUUUUGUGUGUCAGAUAUGUGGAAAAUCGUAUACUCAUAAUUCUCGCCUUGUCGACCAUGUACGAAGCCACACGGGAGAAAAACCUUUCCGCUGUGAAACGUGUGGAAAAUCAUUUGUCAGUAAUAGUGCUUUAAACAGUCACAGAAAAAUCCACACAGGGGAAAAACCGUAUCAGUGUGUUAUCUGUGGAAAAUCAUUUAUUAAUAAUAGUGCCUUAAAAAUUCACAGAAGAAUUCACACGGGGGAGAGACCUUAUUGCUGUGAUAUAUGUGGAAAAUCGUAUCUCCAUAAUGAUUGUUUGAUAAAUCACAAACGAAUUCACACUGGAGAAAAGCCCUUCCACUGUGAAAUCUGCGGAAAAUCAUUUAUUAGGAAAGCUUGUCUUCUAGUUCACAAAAGAGUUCACACAGGAGACAAACCUUAUUAUUGUGAAACGUGUGGAAAAUCUUUUAUUAAUCUCUCAAAUCUCAUUUUUCAUAGACGAAUUCAUACAGGAGAAAAACCGUUCCCAUGUGAAGUAUGUGGAAAAUCUUUCCGUUCUGGGAGUAAUUUAAGAAGACACAGUAUAGUACAUAAUGACAAAAAAGAAUUCCACUGCGAAGUAUGUGGAAAAUCUUACUCUGAUAAUUAUGAUUUAAAAAGACACAAAAGAUUUCAUGAUGAAGAAAAAACGUUCCACUGUGAAAUUUGCGGGAAAUCCUUCUUCAAUAAGUGUCAUCUUAAAGUCCAUGUUCGUAGUCACACAGGAGAAAGGCCUUGUUCGUGUGAAAUAUGCGGUAAAUCUUUUAUUUGUAAAAGUCACUUGAAUAGCCACAAACGAACACACAGCAAAGGAAAAUCUUUGAAUUGUGAUUCAUAAGAAAUACUUUCUUUGUAACACUUAGUAUUCAUUGGAGAUUUAUUAUGGUGAAUUACUUUGGAAUUGUUUCUCUUUGAAAACUUGUAUUGCAGUUUACAAUGUACCUUGAUAUGUGAGACACUCUUUUACAAAAACAGUUGGGAAUUAUAAACUUGUGUGUGAAAAGAUACGGAGGAAAUAAAAGCGUUAUUCUAAAUAUGUAAA
Messenger RNA from Octopus sinensis (East Asian common octopus), 3530 nucleotides. Its product is annotated as zinc finger protein 91-like. Gene Ontology annotation, molecular function: DNA-binding transcription factor activity, RNA polymerase II-specific; RNA polymerase II cis-regulatory region sequence-specific DNA binding. The record is from RefSeq and is a predicted model, not a curated record. NCBI's taxonomy places the organism in Eukaryota, Metazoa, Mollusca, Cephalopoda, Octopoda, Octopodidae. Gene Ontology annotation, biological process: regulation of transcription by RNA polymerase II. The transcript is spliced from 5 exons. Gene Ontology annotation, cellular component: nucleus. Bases 573 to 3326 code for a protein of 917 amino acids.